AUGACCGACUUCCUUUCUGAUAUGAUGAUGAGCAAAGUCACAUCUUUACCUUUAUUCUCGGAGAUCGAACCUGCAGCUGCCUGCCUUAAAGAUUGCAGCUCAAUAAAUGUAAAUGCAACAACAACAGAAAUCAAUAUAGACGCAUUACCAGAAAACUUUACAAUAAGCAAUGUAACUUUUGCAAAUGGAACACUGUUCCAGGAUUCACCACUGAACAAUUCAAUAAGAGGUCUUUUCCCUGGUGUACAAUACAUUAUCAACUUUCAAAAUGGUACAGAAUCAUGCUGCAAAAACAUUACAACAAAGCCCAGUCCAGUUUUUGACAUCCAGCCCACAAGUAUCGGCACAGAUCAAGUGACCUUAACGUGGAAAAACAAUGACACUGCUGCUCCUCUUUACACAUAUGUGAUAUACACUGAUGGGAAUGGAAUUUCUCCUACUCGGAACCAAACCUCCCAAAACAAUAGUACUGUAAUUGUGGGAUUACAGCCUGGUACCUCUUAUAACUUCACAAUAGUUCCAGUAGUAGCGGAUAACACAACUACAGGAGACCCAGCAGUCAUACACAUCUGUACAAAUGCUGCACCAGUGUCUUCAUUUAACUGUACACCAGUGACUAAAGAAGCUAAGUUAACACUAAAGUGGGAGCGCCCUGCUGGUGACUUUACUAACUUCACCAUUAAGACAUUCAGUGAUGCCUGGAGCAAUGAAACACUGGUUUUGGCUGGUAACCUAUAUACAACUGUAACAAAUUUAAAUUAUUCCACCUCCUACAGUGUUAGUAUUAUAACCCGUUCAUGUGGGAAAGAAAGCCGUCCAAACCAAACAACAUGUGUUACAAGUAUCACUGACCCACCUGCUCCAGUAGAAAAGCCUAAUAUUACGUCAAUCACUCACAACUCCUUUAAAAUUCAGUUCAGUGCGUUUGUGUCAAAAAAUGGACCGCUAAAGGCCUAUGCAAUAGUAAUCACAACAGCUAAAGAAGGCAAUAAACCUACAAAUAGCAGCUUGAGCUAUACAUACAAGGACUUCAAGGAAAAGAAAACAAACACUUACGUAACAUAUGUCAAAAACAUUACGCAAAUGAGAGCCUUUUCCUCCCGUUCAGAUAGUUCACAAUAUGAAAUGGAAGUAGGAAAUGCAGGCACAUCGGAUGGCUAUGCCAAUGCACGGCUGGAACCACUUGGUUCAUACCGGGCGAGUGUUGCAGGUUUCACUAAAAUGGAACUUAACAAUGGUAUUGUUGAAGAGAGAAGCUAUGUAUCAUUUACACCUUAUUCUCAGGAAAUUAUAUUACCCCAGGAUCCAGGUGUCAUUGCUGGAGCUGUUAUUGGAUGUAUUUUGGGUGCUGUGGCUAUAGCUACUGUAGUGGUAUUCGUUUUCUGGAGACGGAGAAGGAAAGAUGGAAAAAAUAGUGAGCUGCCCUUUUCUCCAAUUAGACCCAAGAAAUCCAAGUCAAUUAAAGUUGAAAACUUUGAGUCCUACUUUAAGAAACAGCAAGCUGACUCGAACUGUGGAUUUGCUGAAGAGUACGACGAACUCAAGUUGGUGGGCAUUAAUCAGCCUAAAUUUGCAGCUGAACUUACUGAGAACAGAGGGAAAAAUAGGUACAAUAAUGUCUUGCCAUAUGACAUUUCCCGUGUUAAACUUUCAAUCCAAAACCAUCCAACUGAUGAUUAUAUUAAUGCAAAUUAUAUGCCCGGAUACAACUCCAAGAAAGAAUUUAUUGCUGCACAAGGCCCCUUACCCAACACUGUGCAAGACUUCUGGCGCAUGAUUUGGGAAAAAAAUAUCUAUGCUAUUGUUAUGUUGACAAAAUGUGUUGAACAAGGCAGGACAAAAUGUGAGGAAUAUUGGCCAGACAAAGGAUCCAACUAUUACGAUGACAUUACUGUAACAUUGGUCUCAGAGUAUGUCCUUCCAGAAUGGACAAUAAGAGACUUCACAGUGGAAGACAGGGAUGCAACUGAAAGUCACUCUGUACGCCAGUUCCAUUUCACUUCCUGGCCUGACCAUGGUGUUCCAGAGACAACAGACCUUCUUAUUAACUUUAGACAUCUGGUACAGGAAAACAUUAGACAAAAUCCCCCAGAUUCUCCUACUCUGGUGCACUGCAGUGCUGGUGUUGGCAGGACAGGUACUUUCAUUGCAAUUGACCGCCUGAUCCAGCAAAUAGAAAUGGAUAACAUCAGUGAUGUGUAUGGAGUAGUAUAUGAACUUCGAAUGCAUCGACCUUUAAUGGUGCAAACAGAGGACCAGUAUGUCUUCCUAAACCAGUGUGUUUUGGACAUUAUUAAAUCCCAAAGAAACAAAAAAUCAGACCUUAUCUACCAAAACACAACAGCAAUGGCAAUCUAUGAAAAUUUUGCACCAACACCAAGUUUUGAGAAGGCAAAUGGCUACCAUGCAUAACCAGAGAGCGAAGAAAUGUCACUAGGAAGCCAUUACUGUCCUGCACACAGGAAAACGAAAUGCACUGUUAUUGUACAUGUGUGUGUACAGUGUCUUUUAUUAUUUUUUCAGUCUUGUAUAUCAAAUUUGAAGAUGCCCGUGUAAAAAUGUCAUUUGGAGUUGUGGGUUAGUAUAAAAAGAAGCUGUAAGUUAACAGAGGAAAUUGCUUUAUCUUGGGAACUUCACAAUACUAGUAGGCGAAACAACAUUUGCAGUACAAAUGGUGAAGUAGAUGAUAAAUAUUAAAAAUAACAAAUUACAAAGGCUCUUUUUUAAUUACAAUUUUGUAUGAUUUCAUAUACAGAUACCUGGCUUGUGGGCUGUGGAAUAUAUUUUAUAAAAGUCAGGAACAUAUUUUAUCUACUGUACCUGGUUACUUAGUUGAUGGAUAUAUGCUUCAUUGUGAUUUGUCCUUAGUGUUCCGUUUGAUUUAUAAGAAGGAGUACAAACGCCUCCUACAAAUGGAUGUUGAUAUUUGGAAAUUGUGCCUUUUCUGGUUAUUACUCUGUAGACAAAAAUAAUCAGAGCCCUAUAUUUUUGUAUUGAGACUUCUAAUUAGAAUAUAGAUUUUAACUGUAGUAACAUUGCUGGCGAGACGCUCCUAGAUUUUGGUAGUGAUCUUCCCCUUUUUGUAUUCCAUCACAACCUUCAGAGGCCUUAUAUUACAGUGCCUCAGUCUAGAGGAAAAGGAGGGUAAGGGUUGUGUGUCAUUCUGAGCUUUAGUGUGUGUGUGUGUGUGUGAGAGAGAGAGAGAGAGAGAGAGGGGGGAAGCAACUCCUCCCAUUUCUGGCUGAUAUUUCUGAUUUAUAGAGUUUAUAAGGAUUUAUUUAAAGGUGCAAUAUGUGAUUUAUUGAAUAAUGAUUGCUCUACUUAAAGAGAGCUUUACUCAGGUUGUCUCUUUUUUAAUUAUUGUUUUUUUUCUUAAAUAUAUAAAUCUGUGAAAAUUUCAGACUGAGAAUUCACAUGUCAAAGUGCUCCCAAACAGGUUCACUGGCUUUAUUCAAUUUAGCAAAAGUAAAUGCACAAAUAUCUACUGUAUAUAUCAAUUACUAGAAUCUGUUGUUUUAGCCUGUCAAAACUGAGAUGUGUUUUAUCUUGGUGCAUCUCAAAAAUAUAAUUUAACUGUUUUAUAAUUGUUUCCAAUAUGCUGCUGCUGCUAUUUUAACUGAUCCUUUUUUAAAAAUCUAGAUAUUAAUAUUACAUGUCAAGGGCUAAUUUGGAUUUAUUUUGCUGGUACAUUAAUGUUAAACGUAUGAAGGCAUUACCAAUGAAGGACUUAUUUGUUAUUUUUAAGGGGUACUGGGUGUUUUUUUUUCUUCUUUGGAUCAGUGCACUGGUUGCAUUGCAAAGUAAGAAGUUCAGGAACAUCCAUAAAAUAGCUGUUAAAGUCUUAUGAAGGUUUAAUAGCCAGCGUACCUGGGAUUCUGCAGCAUUUGAAAGCCAGUUUGUAUGACAAAGAUGACAAAAACUGCUGCAAAUUUUGGAAAUGAUUGUGGCACUACAAUGGGUAGCUGGCUGCCCUGUAGAAUCCACUGUUGAAUGAAAAAUCCCAGGCAUCCUGGCUUCUAUAGUCCCACAUCUGUGAACUUAAGUACUGGCAACAGUAAUUCUUAUUCGGUAAUGGAAGUGUGUCAUUUAAGCAAAACUGGAGGGAUACCCACACCACGGUUUGACCAGGACUCAUAACAGCCAUUUGUUGUGUUUAUUUUAUUUUUUCUUCUUCUUAUCUGAAAUAUUUAAAAUCUAUCAAACCAUCCCACCAGACUCCUUCUCAAAUGGAAAUUGCAGUCGUGAUUUUUUUCACCCUGCAUCCUUUCUAAGGUGCCAUUAGAUCUCAACGAAAUGCAAAUGCAACAACUUCUUCACUUAGCUUGGCAGCACAGAUCAAACCAAAAAAAUCCCUAAGGCUUCACUAGAGAGAAGGGCCUGCCCCUCUACAUUGUUGGGGGAGGGGGUGUUUGUUUUUCAUUUAAAUACUACUACUCUCUGUGGUAGUGCAGUCUUAAGGUACCAUGGAAAUGCAUGGCUGGUCAGAAAUCGUUAUUUCUGGGACAGCCCAGAAGGUCUUUAGUCCAAGAAUACUGCACUUGGUUUAAAAAGUGACUAUCUUGUGUAGCAGAGAAGAGCAGUGAAUGCAUUGUCUCUCAUAGUGUUUGUGCUGUGGAUUCUGCACUUGCUUUAUAUAGUGGAUGCAUCUGCAUUAUAUAGCAGCAGAAUCUCAGAAAACUAGCUAUAACUGUGACUAUCUAUUUCGGUCUAAACACCUAUGAUAGAUUGUUGCAGCAGCAGGUGAUUAAAAGUGGGAUCCUAGAUACAAUUUGUUUCCAUUAGGAAAACAAUAGAAUAAAUAUUUGUCAAGAGAUUCCUGAGAAGUAAAUAAAAACUCUAUCCAAUCAAAUCCUUUUAUGGAUUCCAGGUUCCCAAGACAAAUAUCUGCUAAAUCAGGAGAGAGUCUGAUUUCCCCGCUUAUGAUUUAAAUGUGAGAAGAACACAAUAGAUGAGAUUACAGGGCCAAUCCUGCCUGACUAAAACAGUCACUAUUCCCAAUCAAGUCUAUUACCCAGAGAGGCCAAAAAGAAUUUUCCAAGCUCAGUGGUUUGAACAUUGGCCUGCUAAACCUAGAGUUAUGAGUUCAAUCCUUGAGGGGGCUAUUUAGGGAACUGGGGCAAAAAUCCAUCUGGGGAUUGGUCCUGCUUUGAGCAGGGGGUUGGACUAGAUGACCUCCUGAGGUCCCUUCCAACCCUGAUAUUCUAUGAUUCUAUGAGCAAGGCAUGCAGGCUCAGGCCAUAUAGUUUUUAGUGGACAGAAAAAGUUGAUUAAUGCUUAAAGUGAUGUAUCCAUGAAGUUGGGUGUUGUUCCACUGUGACUAACUAGGACAGGCCACAUAGGAACUCCCACUGGAAGGAAUGGGUCUUACAGGUAAUUUUUUAUCUUAGAGAGAUUCCCUCUAACCAAGAUGACUUGAAUAGGAUUCUAGCAUAUGUUUCUCAUCUACAAACUGAUUUUCUAUGUCUUUAGUUUCUUUUGAUUCAGGACUAAAGGUUGCUAUUUAUACUGUCUUGUUGCUCUUUAUUCUGUUCAUUCAGUGCUUAUUGUUGGUGGUGCUUGUCUAAAGUAAUCUGCUUUCCCAGCCUCAAAACUCUCCUGUGUUACAACACUGGGUUUUCUGACUGGAGUGGUUGUUUUUUUUCCUUCAAUUUGGGACCCUUUUAAAAAGGGAAAUGUUCACGUGUGUCAAAUAAGGGUUGCUUUUAGUUGAAUAUUUUGAUGUACAAAUUUCAGUGUUUUUCAUACAGCUGUACAGAAACUUGUAGCACAUUGUCUUAACUUUUUAAUAGUUUGUUUUAAAGAUAAAGAUAAUUAAAAAGCAUUAACUUAGA
Molecule: messenger RNA, 5831 nt
Organism: Trachemys scripta elegans
Lineage: Eukaryota; Metazoa; Chordata; Testudines; Emydidae
Gene: PTPRJ
Product: protein tyrosine phosphatase receptor type J
Exons: 19
Coding region: 1-2412 (803 amino acids)
Biological process (GO): protein dephosphorylation; angiogenesis
Molecular function (GO): protein tyrosine phosphatase activity; cadherin binding
Source: RefSeq, a predicted model, not a curated record